CAGGGCUCGUUCCCGGCGCGGGCCGCCAGCCCCAGCCUCCCGGGUCCGGAGCUGGGACUGGCGGAGGCCGCGAGGGAAGGAGCGCGAGCGAGGAGCCACGCGCCGCCCGUCCGCGCCCAGACCGCCGCCGCCGCCUCCGCAGCCAUGGCCGAGCGCCGCGCCUUCGCCCAGAAGAUCAGCAGAACAGUGGCUGCUGAAGUGAGGAAGCAGAUCUCUGGACAAUACAGUGGUUCUCCCCAACUGCUCAAAAACCUCAACAUUGUUGGCAAUAUUUCCCAUCACACCACAGUGCCCCUUACUGAAGCAGUGGAUCCAGUGGAUUUGGAAGAUUACCUCAUUACUCAUCCUUUAGCUGUGGAUUCUGGGCCUUUAAGGGAUUUGAUAGAAUUCCCUCCAGAUGAUAUUGAAGUUGUGUAUAGUCCUAGGGACUGCAGAACCCUUGUUUCAGCUGUACCUGAAGAAAGUGAAAUGGAUCCACAUGUUAGAGAUUGUAUAAGAAGUUAUACAGAGGACUGGGCAAUUGUGAUCAGAAAAUACCAUAAAUUGGGAACAGGAUUUAACCCUAAUACAUUAGAUAAACAGAAAGAAAGGCAAAAAGGUUUGCCAAAACAGGUCUUUGAAUCUGAUGAAGUUCCAGAUGGCAGCAACUACCAGGAUGAGCAAGAUGAUCUUAAAAGACGUUCAAUGUCAAUAGAUGACACUCCAAGGGGUAGCUGGGCCUGCAGUAUUUUUGACUUAAAAAAUUCACUUCCUGAUGCUUUACUUCCCAAUUUACUUGAUCGAACUCCAAAUGAAGAAAUAGACCAUCAGAAUGAUGACCAAAGGAAAUCAAACCGUCACAAGGAACUCUUUGCUCUGCAUCCAUCACCAGAUGAGGAAGAACCGAUAGAACGACUUAGUGUUCCUGAUGUGCCCAAAGAACACUUUGGUCAGAGACUUCUUGUAAAAUGUUUAUCACUCAAGUUUGAGAUUGAAAUUGAACCCAUUUUUGCAAGUUUGGCUUUAUAUGAUGUCAAGGAAAAAAAAAAGAUUUCAGAAAACUUUUACUUUGACCUUAAUUCUGAGCAGAUAAAAGGAUUAUUGCGUCCACAUGUACCACCUGCCGCCAUUACUACUCUGGCAAGAUCGGCCAUUUUUUCUAUAACUUAUCCUUCCCAAGAUGUUUUCCUUGUAAUAAAGCUAGAAAAAGUCCUUCAGCAAGGAGACAUUGGAGAGUGUGCCGAACCAUAUAUGAUUUUCAAAGAAGCAGAUGCCACCAAGAAUAAGGAAAAAUUGGAGAAGCUGAAAAGUCAAGCUGACCAGUUUUGCCAAAGACUUGGGAAAUACCGCAUGCCUUUUGCUUGGACUGCAAUCCAUUUAAUGAAUAUUGUUAGCAGUGCUGGGAGUUUGGAAAGAGAUUCUACAGAGGUAGAAAUAAGUACUGGAGAAAGAAAAGGGUCUUGGUCAGAGAGGAGAAAUUCAAGUAUUGUUGGUAGACGUUCACUUGAAAGGACAACAAGUGGAGAUGAUGCUUGUAACUUGACCAGCUUUAGACCUGCUACUCUCACAGUGACAAAUUUUUUUAAGCAGGAAGGAGACCGCUUAAGUGACGAAGAUCUAUACAAAUUCCUUGCUGAUAUGAGAAGGCCCUCUUCUGUUUUACGGCGACUAAGACCUAUUACAGCUCAGCUGAAGAUAGACAUUUCUCCUGCACCUGAAAAUCCCCAUUAUUGCCUAACCCCAGAGCUCCUUCAAGUGAAGCUUUAUCCUGACAGUAGAGUUAGACCUACCAGAGAAAUUUUGGAGUUUCCUGCCAGAGAUGUAUAUGUUCCAAAUACUACUUACAGAAAUCUUCUGUACAUAUACCCCCAGAGUCUUAAUUUUGCCAAUCGUCAAGGUUCUGCCAGAAAUAUAACAGUAAAAGUCCAGUUUAUGUAUGGGGAGGAUCCAAGCAAUGCCAUGCCGGUAAUCUUUGGUAAAUCUAGCUGUUCAGAAUUUUCAAAGGAAGCCUAUACAGCCGUAGUAUAUCAUAACAGGUCUCCUGAUUUUCAUGAAGAAAUCAAGGUUAAACUCCCUGCUACUUUAACUGAUCAUCAUCACUUGCUUUUUACUUUUUAUCAUGUUAGUUGUCAACAAAAACAAAAUACUCCUCUUGAAACUCCUGUUGGAUAUACAUGGAUCCCAAUGCUUCAGAAUGGAAGAUUAAAAACUGGGCAGUUUUGCCUGCCAGUCUCACUGGAAAAACCACCACAGGCAUAUUCUGUACUGUCUCCUGAGGUUCCUCUGCCUGGCAUGAAAUGGGUAGAUAAUCACAAAGGUGUUUUUAAUGUUGAAGUUGUUGCUGUUUCAUCUAUCCAUACACAAGAUCCUCAUCUUGACAAGUUUUUUGCCCUGGUUAAUGCUCUGGAUGAGCACAUGUUCCCAGUCCGAAUUGGAGACAUGCGAAUCAUGGAAAAUAACUUAGAAAAUGAAUUGAAGAGCAGUAUUACAGCACUGACUUCAUCUCAGUUGGAACCAGUGGUCCGAUUUCUUCAUCUUCUGCUUGAUAAACUCAUACUUUUAGUUGUUAGGCCUCCUGUCAUUGCUGGCCAAAUAGUUAAUUUAGGUCAAGCAUCUUUUGAAGCCAUGGCAUCCAUUAUAAAUCGGCUUCACAAAAACUUGGAAGGAAAUCAUGACCAGCAUGGCAGGAACAGCCUUCUUGCAUCAUAUAUCUAUUAUGUUUUUCGACUACCUAAUACUUACCCUAAUUCACCAUCACCAGGUCCUGGGGGUUUGGGAGGAUCGGUGCAUUAUGCCACAAUGGCUAGAUCUGCUGUGAGACCUGCAAGCCUUAAUUUAAACCGUUCUCGGAGCCUUAGUAAUAGUAAUCCUGAUAUAUCUGGGACUCCCACGUCACCAGAUGAUGAAGUACGGUCGAUCAUCGGCAGUAAGGGUUUAGAUCGCUCCAAUUCCUGGGUUAACACUGGUGGUCCAAAAGCUGCCCCAUGGGGAUCCAACCCCAGUCCAAGUGCAGAAUCAACACAGGCUAUGGAUCGAAGUUGUAAUCGUAUGUCUUCGCACACAGAGACGUCAAGUUUCUUACAAACAUUAACGGGGCGCUUACCAACUAAAAAGGGAAAGGAAGAUGAGUUAGAAAAAUUAUCACUCUUACUUUUCCACGAGGAGCUGGCUUUGCAGUGGGUUGUCUGCAGUGGCAGUGUUCGGGAAUCAGCUUUGCAACAAGGCUGGUUCUUUUUUGAGUUAAUGGUAAAGAGCAUGGUGCACCAUUUAUACUUUAAUGAUAAACUUGAUGCACCAAGGAAAAGUCGUUUUCCAGAACGUUUCAUGGAUGACAUUGCUGCUCUUGUCAGCACAAUUGCUAGUGAUAUAGUUUCACGAUUUCAGAAGGACACAGAAAUGGUUGAGAGACUCAACACAAGCCUUGCAUUCUUUCUCAAUGAUCUGUUGUCUGUUAUGGAUAGAGGGUUUGUCUUUAGCCUCAUAAAGACCUGCUAUAAACAGGUAUCUUCAAAGCUUUAUUCAUUACCAAAUCCAAACGCCCUGGUGUCCUUGAGGCUAGAUUUUCUGCGAAUCAUCUGUAGCCAUGAACACUAUGUUACAUUAAACUUACCCUGUAGCCUGCUUACUCCACCUGCAUCACCAUCACCUUCUGUUUCUUCUGCAACAUCUCAGAGCUCUGGAUUUUCCACAAAUGUACAAGACCAGAAGAUUGCAAAUAUGUUUGAAUUGUCUGUGCCUUUCCGCCAACAGCAUUAUUUGGCAGGACUUGUGUUAACAGAGCUGGCUGUCAUUUUAGACCCUGAUGCUGAAGGACUGUUGGGAUUGCAUAAGAAGGUCAUCAAUAUGGUACACAAUUUACUAUCGAGUCAUGACUCAGACCCACGGUACUCUGACCCCCAGAUAAAGGCUAGGGUGGCAAUGUUGUAUCUACCUCUGAUUGGCAUUAUCAUGGAAACUGUUCCUCAGCUGUAUGAUUUUACAGAAACUCAAAAUCAGCGAGGAAGACCAGUUUGUAUCACCACUGAAGAUUAUGAAAGUGAGAGCGGAAGCAUGAUAAGCCAGACAGUUGCCAUGGCAAUUGCAGGAACAUCAGUUCCUCACCUGACAAGGCCCGGCAGUUUCCUCCUCACAUCAACAAGUGGCAGGCAGCAUACCACCUUUUCAGCAGAAUCAAGUCGGAGCCUUCUCAUCUGUCUACUUUGGGUUCUCAAGAAUGCAGAUGAGACAGUUCUACAAAAGUGGUUUACAGAUCUCUCAGUCCUGCAGCUGAACCGGCUAUUAGAUUUGCUUUAUCUCUGUGUAUCUUGCUUUGAGUACAAAGGAAAGAAAGUAUUUGAAAGAAUGAAUAGUUUGACCUUUAAGAAAUCAAAAGACAUGAGAGCAAAGCUUGAAGAAGCUAUUCUUGGGAGCAUAGGUGCUAGGCAAGAAAUGGUGCGCCGAAGCCGAGGACAGCUUGAGAGAAGCCCAUCUGGAAGUGCCUUUGGAAGUCAAGAAAAUCUGAGGUGGAGAAAGGAUAUGACUCACUGGCGUCAAAACACUGAGAAGCUUGACAAAUCUAAAGCAGAGAUUGAACAUGAAGCACUGACUGAUGGAAAUUUGGCUACUGAAGCAAAUCUAAUCAUUUUGGAUACGUUAGAGAUUGUUGUCCAGACAGUUUCUGUAACAGAAUCCAAAGAAAGCAUCCUUGGUGGGGUGCUAAAAGUACUGCUACAUAGCAUGGCCUGUAACCAAAGUGCGGUUUAUCUACAACACUGCUUUGCUACACAGAGAGCCCUGGUUUCAAAGUUCCCUGAACUGUUGUUUGAAGAAGAGACAGAGCAGUGUGCUGAUUUAUGCCUCCGGCUUCUCCGACACUGUAGUAGUAGCAUCGGUACAAUACGGUCGCAUGCUAGUGCCUCCCUUUACCUACUUAUGAGACAAAACUUUGAGAUUGGGAAUAAUUUUGCCAGGGUUAAGAUGCAGGUAACCAUGUCACUGUCUUCCUUGGUGGGCACAUCUCAGAAUUUUAAUGAGGAAUUCUUAAGACGUUCUCUAAAGACUAUAUUGACAUAUGCUGAGGAAGAUCUGGAAUUGAGGGAAACAACAUUUCCUGAUCAGGUCCAAGACUUGGUUUUCAAUCUCCAUAUGAUCCUUUCUGAUACUGUUAAAAUGAAGGAACACCAGGAAGAUCCUGAAAUGUUGAUUGACCUAAUGUACAGAAUUGCCAAGGGCUACCAAACCUCUCCAGAUCUGCGCCUGACCUGGUUGCAGAACAUGGCAGGCAAACACUCGGAGCGCAGCAAUCACGCUGAAGCUGCGCAGUGCCUGGUCCACUCAGCAGCUCUUGUGGCCGAAUAUUUGAGCAUGCUGGAAGACCGGAAAUAUCUUCCUGUAGGAUGCGUAACAUUUCAGAAUAUUUCAUCUAAUGUUUUAGAAGAAUCUGCAGUUUCAGAUGAUGUGGUAUCUCCAGAUGAAGAAGGUAUCUGCUCUGGGAAGUACUUUACUGAGUCAGGCCUUGUUGGAUUACUGGAACGAGCAGCUGCUUCUUUCUCUAUGGCUGGCAUGUAUGAAGCAGUUAACGAGGUUUACAAAGUACUUAUUCCUAUUCAUGAAGCUAAUCGGGAUGCAAAGAAACUAUCCACAAUUCAUGGUAAACUUCAAGAAGCAUUCAGCAAAAUUGUACAUCAGGCAUACUUCGGAGAUAUUGCAGGGUUCCAGACCACCACCAUAAAGCAAGUCAAAGGAAUGUUUUGGUUUCCCAGUACAUAGAAAAGUUAUGUUUACACUAUAUUACAGUCUGUUAAGUGUAUAAUGAUACUAUGUUUUUAAAAAAUGUAUACACCUUAAUUAAAAAACACUUCAUUGCUAAAAAAUACUAACCAUCGUCUUCCAAUGAGUCAUAAUUUUUUUGCUGGUGGAGGGUCUUGCUUCGUCAAUGGCUGCUGUCUGAUCAGGGUGGUAGUUACUGAAGGUUGAGGUGGCUGAAGCAAUUUUUAAAGUAAGAUAACAGUGAAGUUUGCCACAUCAAUUGACUCAUCCUUUCACAAACGAUUUCUCUGUAGCAUGUAAUAGAUACUGUUUGAUAGCAUUUUGCCCACAGUAGAACUUCUUUCAAAAUUGGGGUCAGUCCUCUCAAGCCCUGCCACUGCUUUAUCAGCUAAGUUUAUGUAGUAUUCUAAAUCAUUUGUUGUCAUUUCAGCAAUCUUCACAGCAUCUUCACCAGGAGUAGAUUCCAGCACUAAGGCUCUUUUGCUUUCUUUUUAUUCAUGGGUUCACUGGAGUGACACUUUUGAUUUCCUUCAAAAAUUUUUCCUUUGCAUUCAUACUUUAGCUGUUUGGUAGAAGAGGCCUAACUUUUGGCCUUUUUCAACUGCCUUCCUCACUGAGCUUAAUCAUUCCGAGCUUUUGAUUUAAAGUGGGAGAUGCACAACUCUUCUUUCUCUUGAACACUUACAGGCCAUUGUAGGAUUAUUAACUGGCCUCAUUUCAAUAUUGUCAUGUCUCAUUGAAGAGGGAGGGGCAGGGAGAGGGAGAGGGGGGGGAACAGACAGUGGAGCUGUCAGAACACAUAACAUUUGUGAUUAAGUUUGCUGUCUUAUAUGAGCAUGAUUCAUGAUGUUCCAAAUAGUUACAAUAGUAACAUCAAAGAUCGCUAAUCACAGAUCAUCAUAACAAAUAUAAUAACAAUGAAAAAGUUUGGAAUAUUGCAAGAAUUACCAAAAUGUGACACAGAGACACAAAGUGAGCAAAUGCUGUUGGAAAAAUGGAACCAAUAGACUUGCUCGACUCAGGGUUGCUACAAACCUUCAGUCUGUAGUAAACGGCAGUUAGUGUGAAAUGCAAUAAAGUGAAGCACAAUAAAAUGAGGUAUGCCUGUAGUUGGCAAUUUUUUUAAAAUUGUGAGUUAUUUUCUCUUUCACAGUGUGGGUUAUAAUUAUGAACCUGAUUUUUAAACUGAUAACUAUUUUUUUACUGUCAAAAAAGUUUUUAUAUUUAAGUUAACUUUUUAUUUAAUGAUGUAAAAGUUUAAAAAUCUCCUAAUAUCUCUAAUGAUUCAAUUGAACUUUAAUUGUUUUUCCUGGAUGUUUCCAUUUAGUCAUCCUUUGAUGCAUUUCGAAUAUGAAAAUAAUAUUUGGUGAAAAUAAUAAACAGAAUGGUUGUCUUAUGUUUUCAGUUAUAAUAGUAUGAUUUUGGUACUUGUUUAUAGCUCAUAGAGUCCAUGUAUUAUCACCAAAAGUAAAAUCAAAAUAAACUUGAUUUAAAAAUGAA
Messenger RNA from Manis pentadactyla (Chinese pangolin), 7227 nucleotides. It is a transcript of the gene DOCK7, whose product is annotated as dedicator of cytokinesis 7. The coding region runs from base 145 to 5727 and encodes 1860 amino acids. Gene Ontology annotation, biological process: axonogenesis; small GTPase-mediated signal transduction; positive regulation of GTPase activity. Gene Ontology annotation, molecular function: guanyl-nucleotide exchange factor activity. The transcript has 44 exons. NCBI's taxonomy places the organism in Eukaryota, Metazoa, Chordata, Mammalia, Pholidota, Manidae. The record is from RefSeq and is a predicted model, not a curated record.